This is a messenger RNA of Didymella exigua CBS 183.55, 3453 nucleotides long. RefSeq lists its product as uncharacterized. The transcript has a single exon. The record is from RefSeq and is a predicted model, not a curated record. Gene Ontology annotation, cellular component: cytoplasm. The coding region runs from base 1 to 3453 and encodes 1150 amino acids. Lineage: Eukaryota; Fungi; Ascomycota; Dothideomycetes; Pleosporales; Didymellaceae. Gene Ontology annotation, biological process: cholesterol biosynthetic process. Gene Ontology annotation, molecular function: FAD binding; phosphomevalonate kinase activity.
AUGGCCACACUCCAAGAUCUAAAGGGAACCCUUCGGUCAAACAUUGUUCAUCACGUAUCUUCAAGACAAGUGCUUUCAGACACACAAUAUGAAAGUGGUUUCAACGUCAUAUUGAAAGGCUCGACAACCUAUCAGAGUUUCAUACUCCCACAGCUAUCUCAGCUCCUGGCCCCUCUAUUCAAGUCAAGAGGCCGAAUUUCUGCACUCGAAAUCGGACCUGGUCCUCGGAGUAUGCUAGGACAGCUUACGUACCACGAAAGGAGCAAUAUUCGGCGAUAUACUGCAUACGAGCCAAAUGUCUUGUUUGCAACGAGAAUAGAAACGUGGCUCCUCGCAAACUCAGAGGAACAGCCACCGUUCCCUGCUCUCGAAACGCCACCUAAUAUCCAACGCAACCCGUUCCCUCGGCAGCACGGAGAUAAAAACCACGGACAUGGCGAUCACAUCGAGAAUGAAGUGGAAAAAUACGACAUAAUCCUGUUUUGUCACAGUCUCUACGGCAUGAAAUCGAAGCGCGAAGCCAUAGAACGGGCGUUGAAUCUUCUCGCUAGGACAAGCGACGCGAUGGUAGUAGUUUUCCAUCGUGAUGGCGUCCUCGAUCUUGACGGUCUGCUCUGCCAAAAAUCUACUUUGUUUCCGACUGGAGUUGUCACAGUGGCGGAUAAAAACGAGGUACUAGACGACUUUUGUCCUUUCAUUGCAGGCUUCACGAUGAAAGGUGAAGGCUCGUAUGAAACUGUCAAGAUUAGGUGGCGGGAGGUGUGUCGUGCCAUGGGCCGCCGUGAGGAUGCUACCGCAGAUCGUCUAGUGUUCAGUUCACCAGAUACCAUGGUUGUUUUCACUCAACAUGCCACCGCGUUACCCGAGUUGCUAGCGCAGGUAUCUAUUCUGACAGGCGGAAGAACGAUCAAGAACCGACAGGCUUGUAUCCGUCGCCCUGCUUCAAUUGUCCAACCAGCAACAAUCCAACACGUCCAGUCUUGCGUUCGAUGGGCUCUAGAGCACAAUCUCAGCUUGGCUGCCAUUGCUGGGGGCCACGGUGGCCAUUGCGUUGUAGACAAUGUUGUCUCAAUCGACCUGAAAGCGUUCAAUGAAAUGCAUAUCGUGAUGACAGACGCGGAGAAGGCAUCUGACCUGGGUUGUGAUGCUCUCGUUGUCGUUGAGACUGGCUGUACAACGGGAGACGUGAUCAGCAAGACCAUGGCAUCAGGCUUGACGGUGCCUUUGGGUUCUCGUCCAAGCGUAGGAGCAGGCUCGUGGUUACAAGGUGGUCUUGGACACCUGGCACGUUUGCACGGACUUGCUUGUGACGCUAUUGUUGGCGCUGUCGUGGUUAGUGUCAGUUCCGGUCAAGUCUUGUGUAUUGGAUGUAUACCAAGUCAUCAUCAGCCGGCUGCAUCCACUCGCCCAGAUAAUGAAGCCGAUAUACUGUGGUCAAUCAAAGGCGCAGGGACGAAUUGCGGUAUUGUGGUCAGCGUGACCUUCAAGGCUUACAAGGCACCACUCUACGUGGUUCACAACUGGGCCACUCCGUUAAGCAACGGCCUCGAAGCGCAGCUCAAGCUCCGCCAAUUUGACGAGCUUGUCGCGCGUAAGUCAGAACGAAACACCUCUGCAGAUGCCUAUCUGUACUGGGAUAACGGCCAAUUGCACUUGGGCGUAUCCGUGGUUCAGUCUAUCACAGCCAAAUCCAUCGAUGUAAAUCCUACUUGCGUAGCAGCGACUACUAUUCUAGGACCAGAAAGCAGUGUUGCUACUGUGGACGGUGUCGAAUUGUUCGAGACCGAGCUGUACGUCUCAAGCAUGCACGGCGGACAUGGCGGCGGCAAAACCUCGUCGUUCAAACGCUGUCUCUUUGUGAAAGACAUUGGUCAUCGAGGUGUUGCUGUGCGCCUGUUGGCGGCGAUGGAGAGCCGUCCAACACCGCUAUGCUAUCUUCACCUACUGCACGGCGGAGGUGCGAUUGGCGACACUGCGAUCGAAGAUGCUGCCUUUAGGCACCGAGAUUGGCACUUUGCGUGUGUCGUAACGGGUGUCUGGCCGCGUGACCAAGAUGGCAGCAAAGCCGAGCGGGCUGCGGUGGACUGGGUUUACAGCGUUGCAGCGGAUUUACUCCCUCUCAGUCGCGGUGUUUACGGUGCCGACCUUGGACCAGACCCUCGAGAUGCUGCGCUGGCCUGCCAUGCAUUCGGGCUGAACCGCCGACGACUCGCCCAACUCAAGCAUGUCUUGGAUCCCCAGAACGUGCUGGCUCACGCCUGUCCGCUUACGAAAGUCCCUCCCGGACCAAAGCUUAUCAUCCUUGUUACAGGUGAGAGCUGUACCGGUAAAGACUAUUGCGCCGGUCUUUGGUCCUCCAUGGUUACGAAUCGCCAUCUCGCCUCGCGCGUGAUGAGCAUAAGCGAUGCGAUUAAGCGGCGCUAUGCAGCAGCUUCUGGCGCCGACAUUAGUCGCCUGCUUUCUGACCGUGCUUACAAGGAACAACACCGUCCAUCGUUGACAGCGUUCUUUCUGGCACAAGUACACCACGAUUCUCAGCUACCACAGGAGCAAUUUCUCAACGUGGUUCGUGACGCCGGAGAUGUAGAUGUGCUCAUGGUAACUGGUAUGAGAGACAAAGCACCUGUUUCAACCUUCUCGCAUUUGGUAUCGGACUUUAAGCUAGUCGAGGUGUACAUGCAGGCCAGUGAACGAACGCGGCAGGCCCGUAAAGGCUGGCAUAUCAAUGGCAGUGAUGGGCGGACCGGCCUCGAGCAGGACCGGCCAAGUUCAAUGGCCUUGGACCACCGACCGUGCCUCAUCUUCAACAAUGAGGUGGAAGGAAGCAAAGCUGCCGAGGACUUCUUCCAGGAACAUCUACUUCCUUACCUUGAUGAAGACCUGAGGCGACUGGAAGACAUGGUGCAUCAAACAUCCGAUUUCCCACGUCAAGACAUUGUAUUCCGCCACGUUCUGGGCAUCUGCCAGCAACCGGGUGGGUUGGCACUUUGCACGUCGCUCCUGAAGAGUCACUUCACUGGCGAUUGGAGCAAUGUCGCGGCAAUAGUCUGUUGCGAAGUCGGUGGCAUAGUCUUUGGAUCCGCAUUGGCCUUGCAGGUCAACCUACCCAUGGUGCUCAUACGUGAAGCUGGUAAGCUUCCUCCACCUACUGUUGGUGCUCCAAAACUACAAUCGUAUGUCUCAUCUUUGGUCGGCAGUGACGCGAAAGAAAGGCGAAUUGAAAUGGAACAAAACGCCAUUCCCAGGAAUAGCCCAGUCGUGGUGGUAGACGACGUUCUCUCCACGGGGGAAACGCUCGGUGCUGUGCUGCAACUCUUGCACGAAGCUGGCAUCGGAAGCGUUGACGUCGUGGUUGUAGCAGAGUUUCCAAUUCACCGUGGACGGGAAUACGUACGACAACGUGGUUAUGGGAAGGUCAACAUUCGAAGCCUCCUCACGUUCGGUGGUGCUUAG